AUGAUGACAGUAGAUAUACAAGAAAUUUUGAAAUAUUUAAUACUAGAACAAGGAAAUUCUCAUUUAAAAAACCAUUUACAACAGUUCAAAUACGUAGAUGUUUACUAUCAGCUAGAAACUAUAAGAUCACUUUUAGUUCAAAGACCACCUAAUCCACCAAUUGAUUCAAAAAUAAAUCAACAAAUUAAUGAACUAGUUCAAUGGAGAAACAAUAACAAGUUAAAAACUUCAAUCCACUCAAUAAAGCAAAAUUACAUAUAUAAAAACAAAUUAAUUUCAUUAUGGAAAGGUGAUAUAACCACAUUAACUGACGUAACAGCAAUAGUAAAUGCAGCAAAUUCAGCAUUACUUGGAUGUUUCCAACCAGAACACAAAUGUAUUGAUAAUGUUAUUCAUACAGCAGCAGGACCAGAUUUAAGAGAAGCUUGUUAUGAAAUUAUGUUAGAACAGAAACACGAAGAACCAGUUGGAUCAGCAAAAAUUACUUCAGGGUUUAAUUUACCUGCGAAAUAUGUCGUUCAUACCGUGGGUCCAACCAUUAGAGGUGGAAAGCCAAGUCGGAAACAAAUUGAAGAACUAAAGAAUUGUUAUAUUUCAUGUUUGGAAGUUAUGGAGAAAUUAAACGAGUCAAAUAAAUCAAUUGCUUUUUGUUGUAUUUCAACUGGAUUAUUUGCAUUUCCCAAAGACUUAGCCUCUAAAAUCGCUGUUGACACAGUUCUUGAAUAUUUUGAUAAUCAUCCUAAUAGUUCAAUUCAACAAGUUAUAUUUAAUGUAUUUUUAAAAGAAGACGAAGAACUAUAUUUGAACCUACUUAAUAAACUUGAAAAGUCAAACGUAGCUCUAAAACCAACUACAAAUCAGAAUAUAGAAAAAGCAAAACAUCUAAUCAAAGAAGCAGAUUAUAUAUUAAUUUCUGCAGGUGCAGGAUUAUCAGCAAGUGUGGGGCUAGAUUAUUCAUCAAAUGAAUUAUUUCAAAAAGAAUACAAGCCAUUUUUGAAAUUAGGUAUCAAAAAUCUAUAUCACACAAUUGGUUUUCCCUUUCCAUCAGAAUUAGAUCAAUGGAAUUUCUUCUUACAUCAUUAUAUAAAUACUCAUAAAAAAUGGCCAAAAACUGAAACUUAUCAUCAAUUACUAAAACUUACUGAAAACUUCAAAGAUUGGUUUGUUAUGACGACUAACGCUGAUGGGUUUUUCGUUAAAAAUGAAUUUGAUAAAUCAAAAGUUUUGACAGUUCAAGGUAAUUACUCAAUCAUACAAUGCUCAAAAAAUUGUAGAGAUGAUGCUUACAGAUCAAUUGAUGAAUUAUCGACCCAAUAUCCAUUAAAAAAAGAAUCUCAAAUUCCUCGUUGUGAAUAUUGUGGUUCUAAAAUGCAAAUGUUUUUAAGAAUGACAAGAUAUUUUAAUGAGAAAAUAGUAGACGAACAAAGAAAAAACUUUCAUAAAUUCUUAGAGGAAGUGGUUGAUUCUGGCAAGAAAUGUGUAAUAUUAGAAUUAGGUGUCGGCUUAAAUACUCCAAGUAUAUUGAGAUACUCAAAUGAAGAAAGAAUUGAGAAAUUUCCAGAAGUAUUUGAUCUAAUUAGAAUUGGUAAUGGACCAAGUAGUACUAUUGAUCCUGAAGUUAUGGAUAAAGCUAUUGUUAUAGAUGCUGACGUUAAAACUGCAAUUGAUUUAGUAUGUAAAAAUUAA
Lodderomyces jiufengensis is the source of this 1686-nucleotide messenger RNA. RefSeq lists its product as uncharacterized. Lineage: Eukaryota; Fungi; Ascomycota; Pichiomycetes; Serinales; Debaryomycetaceae. The coding region runs from base 1 to 1686 and encodes 561 amino acids. The record is from RefSeq and is a predicted model, not a curated record. The transcript has a single exon.